Messenger RNA from Plodia interpunctella (Indianmeal moth), 913 nucleotides. RefSeq lists its product as uncharacterized. Bases 125 to 805 code for a protein of 226 amino acids. Lineage: Eukaryota; Metazoa; Arthropoda; Insecta; Lepidoptera; Pyralidae. The transcript has a single exon. The record is from RefSeq and is a predicted model, not a curated record.
CUUUUGAAGAUAUACGAAUCUGUCAAUAUUUUCUGACAACUUUUGAGAUAUUUUGUUUAUAUUUGCGAUUUAUUUAGCUAUUUUUAUAUUUUUUUAUUAUAAUCAACGAAACAAUAGAAACGGAAUGCCGCUUAUAGAUUUCACGGAUCCGGCGGUGAUAAAAUUUCUCGUGGAGAAUUAUGACAGGACCGCUCGCCUGCGGAUGAAAUGGAACGCGUUCUACGGCUCCAAGCUGCAGGAGGCUGCCACGCUUAGCAGGCCAGAGAAAGGGUACACCACUUAUGAUGUAUUUAAAGAGACUAUGCGAGGAGGCAUGCCAGCUAUAAGACGAGAUCAUAUCACAGCUGGACGCAACAGAAAAUGCAUACCACUCCGAGACGGCGCGCACAUACCCGCUGUAGCCGACAUGAAAAAAGGUCAUUCCAUAGUUGAAGUCGGACUUGGUGACUCUGAGGAAGACCCUCGCCUCGCUCGACCAGACACUGAUCUGAGCAUAGAUCCUCUCAUGCGAGUAAUUGAUCCAGAACAAAGAGAAAUGAUUUACAAAGAAUUACCUUUCUACGGCCGGAAAGUAUACCUGAAAAGCAGGUCCAAAAUUCCGCCAGAGAAGAAGUAUUACUUUAGCGAGUGUUCAGCGUGGGAUUACGGGUGGAGACUGAAGGACAGCUACUUCUCGAAGAAUCAGCCGAGUUAUGGCCGCGUGUGGAGGCUCUAUCGUGACGUCAGAAAUCGUUCUGGACCCCAUCCGGACCCGGCGCAUUACAACAGCGCCGAAAUACCCAACGUAAACAAAUGCCCGAAAUAAUUUUGAAUAACUCUUUAUUUUAGAGAUAUAAUUUGUAUUUGAUACUUCAUUUAUUUUAGAGAUUACUUGUAUUUUGUAUAUUUUAUAAUAUUAUAAUUACUGCUAUGA